Messenger RNA from Ylistrum balloti, 4069 nucleotides. RefSeq lists its product as uncharacterized. Lineage: Eukaryota; Metazoa; Mollusca; Bivalvia; Pectinida; Pectinidae. The coding region runs from base 1 to 3546 and encodes 1181 amino acids. The transcript has 4 exons. The record is from RefSeq and is a predicted model, not a curated record.
AUGAUCCCGAUGUUAACAUUGUUGUUAGUUGUUGUGGCCUUCAUUGUUGUGUGGUUGGCCUUCGUUGUUGUGGCGUCUAUGGGCCAGUCUGUCCCAAUAGUCAACACUCCCUUAGGUCCCGUCAGAGGCGUGGUUGUACCGGUCCUCGGACAGGACGUCCUACAAUUCCGUAACAUCCCGUAUGCCAAACCUCCCGUAGGUAAACUCCGAUUUGAAAAGCCUGUUCCCGUAGAACAGUGGACAGACACUCUAGACGGCACUAAAUUUGGACCGUCCUGUAUCCAGGAUACCAACUUUUUGCCAGAGAUGUGGGAUAAGCUAGAAAAUAAGGAAACAUCAGAAGAUUGUUUACAUUUAAAUGUAUAUGUUCCAGAAUCUGCUUCGCCCAAAGUUAAGAAACCGGUGAUGGUCUGGAUUCACUUCGGGGCUUUUGUUGGUGGUUCUGCUGCUCUGUACGAUUCUUCGUACUUUGUUCUGAAAGAUGUAGUAGUAGUGACCAUUCAGUACCGUGUUGGGCUGUUUGGAUUCUUAAGUUCAGGAGAUUCCAAACUUCCAGGCAACUACGGACUCUGGGACAUGAUCGAAGCGUUAAGAUGGGUGAACAAAAGCAUAGCAUCCUUUGGAGGUGAUCCGAACAUGGUUACCAUUUUUGGGGAGUCGGCAGGAGCCUUUGCUGUUUCUUUCUUGUCUCUUAUUCCAUUGACUGAAGGGUUAUUCCAGAGGGCUAUCGCUCAGAGCGGAAGCACAGCAGGUCCUUUAUUUUUAAGCGAGAACCCAAUGAAAAUUACGGAGAAAGUUGGUAGUCAUGUUGGAUGUAUCACCAACUCAUCCAUUGACAACGAGGCUCUGGUAAGUUGUCUGAAGACAAAAUCUGCUGAAGAUUUGCUCAUAGCGCAAUUAGACCCCGCGACUUUGCACUCCGGUGGUUUCUCUAUGUCCGUUCAUCUCUGGCCAGUCGUAGAUGAUGAUCUAAUUGUAAGGAGACCUAUGGAAAGCUUAAAAGAUCCCAGUUCCAAGGAAUUCCAACGCUUUCAAUCUGUGGAUUUGAUAGCAGGAACUACAGACAAUGAAGCUUCGCUGCUUCCGUUUAUACUUUUCCACUUGCAGGAGCCCAUGAACUUCCAACUGUCUGAAGGUAUACCUACCUCUGUGUUGUGUGACCUAUUCGCACCAGCGAUAGCCAGAGACAAGUAUGAAGACAAUACUGUCGUGUCCGACAUGAUAUGUGAAAGAUAUAAGGAGGACAAUUUAGUGGACCAGUCUAGAAGUCUCGCGGCUUUGUACGGUGACUUACAAUUUGUCGCUCCAACAGUGUCUCUUCUUGACUUUCAUUCAGAAGGGAAAACGGAUUCCAACACCUACCAUUACUUGUUCACACAAGAAAUCCACUUUUCCUUUCUUACGCCAAGUUUCCCCUGGUCUAAGGGUGCAGAUCAUGCCGUGGAUUGUCUGUUCAUGUUCGGUCCAUCAGGGAUUAGUGAUGACGAAUCCUUACAAAGUACGGCAGCGAUAUCACUAAGAGACACGGUCGUAUCCUAUUGGACUAACUUCGCCAAAACAGGAAACCCAAAUGGUCCCAGUUUGAUUCCGUGGAAGACAUUCAGUAAUAGAGGGCGCUACUACAUGGAUUUGAAGGUCGAUCCAGAACUAGGUCAAGAUCUAUACCAAGAGCGCAUCAAGUUUCUACGGGAAGACAUUCCAAAUAGAAUCCGACAAAGUCACAAAACUGAAUUAAACCACCAUGAUCCCGAUGUUAACAUUGUGGUUGGCCUUCGUUGUUGUGGCGUCUAUGAGCCAGUCUGUCCCAAUAGUCAAAUUGUGGUUGGCCUUCGUUGUUGUGGCGUCUAUGGGCCAGUCUGUCCCAAUAGUCAACACUCCCUUAGGUCCCGUCAGAGGCGUGGUUGUACCGGUUGUGGUUGGCCUUCGUUGACAGGGCCAAUCGUCCCAAUACAAUUCCCGUCAACAUCCCGGACAGGACGUACAAUGCCAACAUCCCGUAUUCCCGUAGGUAAACUCCUAUUUGAGAAGCCUGUUCCCGUAGAACCGUGGACAGACACUCUAGACGGCACUAAAUUUGGACCGUCCUGUAUCCAGGAUACCAACGUUUUGCCAGAGAUGUGGGAUAAGCUAGAAAAUAAGGAAACAUCAGAAGAUUGUUUACAUUUAAAUGUAUAUGUUCCAGAAUCUGCUUCGCCCAAAGUUAAGAAACCGGUAAUGGUCUGGAUUCACUUCGGGGCUUUUGUUGGUGGCUCUGCUGCUCUGUUCGAUUCUUCGUACUUUGUUCUGAAAGAUGUAGUAGUAGUGACCAUUCAGUACCGUGUUGGGCUGUUUGGAUUCUUAAGUUCAGGAGAUUCCAAACUUCCAGGCAACUACGGACUCUGGGACAUGAUCGAAGCGUUAAGAUGGGUGAACAAAAGCAUAGCAGCCUUUGGAGGUGAUCCGAACAUGGUUACCAUUUUUGGGGAGUCGGCAGGAGGCUUUGCUGUUUCUUUCUUGUCUCUUAUUCCAUUGACUGAAGGGUUAUUCCAGAGGGCUAUCGCUCAGAGCGGAAGCACAGCAGGUCCUUUAUUUUUAAGCGAGAACCCAAUGAAAAUUACGGAGAAAGUUGGUAGUCAUGUUGGAUGUAUCACCAACUCAUCCAUUGACAACGAGGCUCUUGUAAGUUGUCUGAAGACAAAAUCUGCUGAAGAUUUGCUUAUAGCGCAAUUAGACCCCGCGACUUUGCACUCCGGUGGUUUCUCUAUGUCCGUUCAUCUCUGGCCAGUCGUAGAUGAUGAUCUAAUUGUAAGGAGACCUAUGGAAAGCUUAAAAGAUCCCAGUUCCAAGGAAUUCCAACGCUUUCAAUCUGUGGAUUUGAUAGCAGGAACUACAGACAAUGAAGCUUCGCUGCUUCCGUUUAUACUUUUCCACUUGCAGGAGCCCAUGAACUUCCAACUGUCUGAAGGUAUACCUACCUCUGUGUUGUGUGACCUAUUCGCACCAGCGAUAGCCAGAGACAAGUAUGAAGACAAUACUGUCGUGUCCGACAUGAUAUGUGAAAGAUAUAAGGAGGACAAUUUAGUGGACCAGUCUAGAAGUCUCGCGGCUUUGUACGGUGACUUACAAUUUGUCGCUCCAACAGUGUCUCUUCUUGACUUUCAUUCAGAAGGGAAAACGGAUUCCAACACCUACCAUUACUUGUUCACACAAGAAAUCCACUUUUCCUUUCUUACGCCAAGUUUCCCCUGGUCUAAGGGUGCAGGUCAUGCCGUAGACUGUCUGUUCAUGUUCGGUCCAUCAGGGAUUAGUGAUGACGAAUCCUUACAAAGUACGGCAGCGAUAUCACUAAGAGACACGGUCGUAUCCUACUGGACUAACUUCGCCAAAACAGGAAACCCAAAUGGUCCCGGUUUGAUUCCAUGGAAGACAUUCAGUAAUAGAGGGCGCUACUACAUGGAUUUGAAGGUCGAUCCAGAACUAGGUCAAGAUCUAUACCAAGAGCGCAUCAAGUUUCUACGGGAAGACAUUCCAAAUAGAAUCCGACAAAGUCACAAGACUGAAUUGUAGUACACAAAGGUGUUUCAGUGAGGUGUGAUUCUAGUGAUAGACAUGAUUUUGUAAUCUAUUAGACUGUAUGCAUUGCAGAUCUUGGAGACUAGUGUGUAAUCAGUAAUCAGGAACAAGGACCAUAGGGUCACAAGGCAGGGAGUCAUGUGAUAUAGGGUUCCAAUCAAAUAUCAGGGACUAGGACCGUAGGGUCACAAGGCUGGGAGGUAUGUGAUAUAGGGUCCAAGCAAAUAUCAGGGACUAGGGCCGUAGAGUUACAAGGCAGGGGUUCUUGUGAUAAAGGAUCCGAAUUAGUGAUCAGGAAUUAGGACCAUAGGGUCACAAGACUGAGAUUUAUGUGAUGUAGGGUCCCAAUCAAUUAUCAGGGACAAGGACCGUAGGGUCACAAGGCAGGAAGUCAUGUGAUAUAGGGUCCCAAUCAAAUAUCAGGGACUAGGACCGUAGAGUCACAAGGCUGGGAUUCUUGUGAUAAAGGAUCCGAAUCAGUGAUCAGGAAUAUUUGGGAGUUAAGUAAUAAAAAGUC